GAAGCAGUUUUAGCCUAUCUUCAUACUGUACUGUCUGUUUUCGCUCAUACAGGAAGAAUAGGCAGAGCAGUAAGUCUGCUAGCUCGGCACGCUCCCACAGACAAUUGACCGUGAUUAAAGACCUAUUCAGUGCUUGUCCAAUUUAGCAGUAAACAAGCAGUGACCACUGAACCCCUCAGCUGAAGUGUCGUCUGUCCCCAGGAAUGGCAGAUUUGGCAAGUCUGGUGCAGCGGCUGGAGGUGGCUGUGGGUCGUCUGGAGGCAGUGUCGGGCGGUGGCUCUGCUGGAGGCUCUGGAGUCGUGGCAGCUUACGUGGAGGCCUAUGAUGGCAUCAUCGCCGGCUCUGUUGCCCAGUACAUGACCCUCAGCCUGCAGAUAGGGGGCGACGUCCAGAAGCAUGCGGACAUGAUGAAGCAGGCAUUCUCAUGUCAGAGACAGCUCCUGGUAACCUCCUCCUGCUCCCAGAAGCCCUCUGAUGCAUCCUUGACUGCUCUCCUGGCCCCUGUCUCCAAAGUGAUCCAGCAGGUGCAGACGUUCCGCGAGCAGAACCGCUCCUCGCCCCUCUUCAACCACCUCUCGGCCAUCAGCGAAAGCGUUCCUGCCCUCGGCUGGGUCGCCAUGGCUCCUAAGCCAGGUCCCUAUGUGAAAGAGAUGCAGGAUGCUGCCCAGUUCUACACCAACCGUGUGCUCAAGGACUACAAGGAGAAGGACCAGAAACAUGUGGACUGGGUUAAGGCCUACCUGUCUAUCUGGACUGAGCUGCAGAACUACAUCAAACAGCACCACACCACUGGACUGGCCUGGAGCAAGAGCGGUCCAGUAGCCUCGGCCUCUGCAGCUCCCCCUCCCCCUGCCGGUGGCGCUCCUCCUCCCCCCGGCCCUCCUCCCCCUCCCAUGGACUUCAGCGGGUCAUCUGGCGGUGGCGGAGACCAGGGGCCUGACACCCGUAACGCCCUCUUCGCCUCCCUCAACAAGGGAGCUGACAUCACCAAGGGCCUGAAGCACGUGCCCAAAGACCAGAUGACUCACAAGAACCCCAACCUGAGGACCCAGACCGGUCCGGUGCGCACAGGGCCCAAGUCCUUCAGCUCCCCCAAGACAGCCGCCACCCCCACCCCCUCUCGCAAGCUGCCCCCCGUUCUGGAACUUGACGGCAAAAAGUGGAAAGUGGAGAACCAUGAGGGUGCCCAGGGCCUGGUGAUCAGUGACACAGAGCUCAAGCAGGUGGUCUACGCCUUCAAGUGUAACAACAGCACCCUGCAGAUCAAGGGCAAGAUAAACUCCAUCACUUUAGACAACUGUAAGAAACUGGGUCUGGUCUUUGACGAUGUCGUGGGCAUUGUAGAGAUUAUCAACUGCAGAGACGUGAAGGUCCAGGUCUUGGGCAAGGUGCCCACCAUCUCCAUCAAUAAGACUGACGGUUGCCACGUGUACCUGAGCAAAGAUUCACUGGAGUGUGAGAUCGUCAGUGCCAAGAGCUCAGAGAUGAACGUGCUGGUACCUGGCAAAGACGGAGACUAUACUGAGAUCCCUGUUCCUGAGCAGUUCAAGACUGUCUGGGAUGGCAAGAAGCUUGUCACUACUUGUACAGAGAUCGCUGGAUAGAGGGACAGCACUCGAAACAGCCUCCCCUUUGCAAUGCCUACCUGACUGAUCGACCGACCAGCUAACCAAACCACAAAGUAGACCGAGAUGCCAACCUCACCCAUAUUUUUCCAAUCCGCCAAUCACAGCUUUAGCGGUUUCUUCCUUCAGCCAAUGAGAGGACUGCUUGCUUUAUCUGGAGCAUUCCUUCAGCCAAUUGCAGGGAGCAGCUUGUUAUUCGAUUUGGUUAUCCUCAUGACCAGUGAGCGUAUUCAAAUAAGUUUGCCAACAACCAGGUUGAUUUCUGAUUUCCAGCGAAUGCAAAUGAUAAAUAAACAUAAUAGCGAACGUGAGGGAGAAAGGCAUUUAUCACACCUUCUGUGGUUAACGCAUCAGCCAAUCAGGCUAUGCUUCCUGUUUCCUUCAACCAAUCAUUAAUCGGAUUUCCAUUUCCCCUCUGGUCAGGGGGAGGCAGGUGUUUAGGGGUCCAAGGUUUCAGUUCCAUUUAUGCAAUUCAGCCGUGAAGCACAUGUACAACCAACCCCUCUUUACAGACGACAAUGCUAUCACUUCCGACAUUGAUGACGAUGUUAACAUUCAUAGGGAUUGAUUAACUAUAACACAUUUGUGUCAUCACUCUUAAAUAGAUAAAAUGAUUAGUUACGUGCUGGAUCACUUUUUUUUAAUCAUAACACUGAAGCAAAAUGGUGUUGAAAAAAUAUUGAAAGAUGAAAUGUAAAAAAUAAAAUACCUUUUCAUUCCUUGCUUGACCUCCAAAACACAUUCCCUUUAGCAUUUAAAAUGAACAUUCCAUAUUAUUGAGACAAUAUGGAGGCGAACGGUGGCAGAGAGACAAUGUGGAAGUAUGUGGUGAGUAUAACUUCACUUUGGCACAAAUUGGAAGUGGUUUUAGCGACAAGACGUAAGAAAUACUGUUGAUGAUCAUAAAUGGUUACGUUUGGGGUUGCCUUCCUUGAUCUCGGAGUGAUUAUUGAACUAUCUGCUGUAAUGAUCUGUAUAGACAUUGCUUUUUAAUACUAGUUGUCUGAACCCCACUGUCGUCAUCCUCAUCAACCCACCUAUCCACUCCUCUGUCUCUAGUCUACAACCUCUGAUUAUGCUCUGAUGUAGAGUUUCUUUAUUUGGGUAAAGAAACACAUUUUGCUCAUUAGUACUGGAGGAAGACAUAAAAAAAUGUUGCAGUC
Coregonus clupeaformis (lake whitefish) is the source of this 2788-nucleotide messenger RNA. RefSeq names its product adenylyl cyclase-associated protein 1. Gene Ontology annotation, cellular component: cytoplasm. The transcript is spliced from 13 exons. Lineage: Eukaryota; Metazoa; Chordata; Actinopteri; Salmoniformes; Salmonidae. The record is from RefSeq and is a predicted model, not a curated record. Gene Ontology annotation, biological process: cell morphogenesis; cytoskeleton organization; regulation of adenylate cyclase activity. Gene Ontology annotation, molecular function: adenylate cyclase binding; actin binding. Bases 204 to 1604 code for a protein of 466 amino acids.